Penaeus monodon (black tiger shrimp) is the source of this 507-nucleotide messenger RNA. RefSeq lists its product as uncharacterized. The transcript has 4 exons. The record is from RefSeq and is a predicted model, not a curated record. The coding region runs from base 145 to 492 and encodes 115 amino acids. Lineage: Eukaryota; Metazoa; Arthropoda; Malacostraca; Decapoda; Penaeidae.
UUGAAGAACACGUGUUGUCGAUAUACCGACGAUAAUGUGGAGGCAUCAGCGGAUCCGGUCGUGUCUUAUGGAUUGGUGUGGUGGGCGUACCGGCUCCUUCCUGGCUCGUGGGCGCGGGGCCUCCUUCAGCGCCUCCAUCAGAGGAUGUCCCUGCAGUAUUCGUCGCUUCCGGGCCCCACCACCUCGCUCCUCCUCGGCGGCUACACCGUGAAGCAUAUUUACAACGUGUCUCCUCCCCGUGACCCAACGCCUGUGAGCGUGACCGUGCUGACCUACGCUGACCAAGUUCACGUGUCCGUCGCCGCCCGGAGGUCACUGCCCUCCGCUCUCGCCAUCACCAAGGGCAUCCUCGCCGAAUUCGAGAAUCAGUGCCACCAGAUGGCCGACCUGCUCGCCAACCGCCGCAUUCCUGGAGAACAGCGCAGGAGUCUCAUCUUCUCCCUCAGCGAAAUCAACCACACGCAGCCUAUCUCCGACGUAAGUACUAAGUGAACGCACGCACGCACG